Molecule: messenger RNA, 1576 nt
Organism: Synchiropus splendidus (mandarinfish)
Lineage: Eukaryota; Metazoa; Chordata; Actinopteri; Syngnathiformes; Callionymidae
Gene: acy3.2
Product: aspartoacylase (aminocyclase) 3, tandem duplicate 2
Exons: 7
Coding region: 312-1235 (307 amino acids)
Molecular function (GO): aminoacylase activity; hydrolase activity, acting on ester bonds
Source: RefSeq, a predicted model, not a curated record
CAAACACACCGUGUCAUAAAGGAGAGCUGAGAGCAGAGCAACUCCUCCAACAUGGCUGCACCUUCAUUCACCAACAACAUUUGGUUUGAGGCAGCGUCCACCACAGCGCAGCGCGGUGACAGUGUGAAAUGAAUACCAACCGCCAGGUGAAGCACAAACGAGAAAGACUCGUUUCGGACAGAAUACCUUGGAAAGCGAGACGGUGAGCAGCGAGCGAGGUUAGCAGCGCUGGUCACCGCUGAGCUGAGAGGAUUACCCGCCUACAUGGGGCUCAGCGCGUCUCCUCAGGGAGCGGCGAAGGAGCGUCAGCAAUGGAGCCUGUCACAUUCCAGCCGCUGACCCGAGCCGCCAUCUGUGGCGGCACGCACGGCAACGAGAUGUCUGGGAUCUCCAUCAUCAGAGAACUCCAGAACAAGAAGGUGGAGAAGACGGGCUCUGUUUCUGUGACCCCCAUUUUGUCAAACCCCCGAGCUGUGGACGCCUGUCGGAGAUACAUCGACACGGACCUCAACCGCUGCUUCACCAAGUCGUUGCUGAGCGCUCCUACUUCAGAGUCCAGCCCCUAUGAGCUGAAGAGGGCUCAGGAGCUGAACCGCCUGGUGGGACCAAAGGGCAGUCCAGAAGCUAUGGACCUGGUUUGUGACCUACACAACACCACUGCCAACAUGGGUCUAACCGCCAUCAUGAAUCAUGGCGAUGUGAUCGCGCUGCACAUCGGUAAAUACAUUCAGAGUAAAACUACCUCAGGACCGCUGAGAAUCAUUCAGAUUCCUUCCACCACCGAGUCCUAUUCGCUGGAGUCGGUGGGCAAACACGGCAUCUCGAUAGAAGUCGGGCCUCAACCCAACGGUGUCAUCAGAGCGGACAUCUACGCUGCGAUGAAAGAAGCUGUGGACCUCACGCUUGAAUGGCUUCAGAGUUUCAACGCUGGGACCACUUUUGAAGCAGGUGAGGUGGAAGUCUACGUUCAUGACGGCGCCGUGGAUUACCCCAGAGACCCAGAGACUCAAGAGAUCACAGCUGCUGUUCACCCUCAGCUACAGGACAAUGACUUCAAGCUGCUGCAGGCCGGCGACCCCAUCUUCAAGUCCUUCGCCGGGGAGACGGUGACCUACGAGGGCGAGCCGAUCUACCCCUUCUUUGUCAACGAAUGUGCCUACUAUGAGAAGAAAGUGGCCUUCACACUGGCUCAGAAGCUCUCAGUGUCUUUCCCAGCUGUGCGAGUGCAAGUGUGAAGAAUGUGUGUAGAUGGUUAAACAUCAGGCGACUCCACCACUGUGAAGCCAGGUGAAGAUGUAAGCGUCAGCCUGCCAGUGAGUUCCACCUGCGGUACCUACCUCUUCAGUGCCACCUGGUCUUACCUGACCAAGCUAUAAUGUAAACUCAGGAACCACUAUUGAUCACAGGUGCAAUUCUAUUUCAUUUCAUUACUUUUGACGCACAGCUGUAGCCGAUCUAUGCAAUAACAGGAAUAAAUCUGUGAAGGUUUGGCCUCUUUUUCUUUUGUCAUUUGUCUAAUUAGAAAUAAGAUUUGAUUUUCACAGGAACUAAUAAAGGCCAUCUAAUCUAAAUUUUA